UACUUAUGUUGAACCCUCCUUAUUUAAGAGUCCUGAUUUUGCAGUCCCGUAUAGUCCGGACUGCAAAACAGUAACCAAACUUUAAACCCUUGCAAAAAAUUGCACCUUUUACGCUGCUCGUUGAGAAACCAGAACACGCAGAAUAGCUUGAAGUCUUAAACCCUAAUCAUGGCUAUUAUAGGAACCCAGGAGUCCCCACAAGUCUACAGAUUGCCGCAGUACAGGUAUGUUGAUGCCGUACGCUGGCUUCCGCCGGUGUCCGCCUUUGACAGAUUUGCGGUUGUUGCGUAUUAUGACACAGACGCCGGCUCUCCCUCCGUUGAAAUUCACGCCCUAAAUCCAAACCCAUCUCCGACCUUAACUCCCCAAUCCUCAUGGACUCCUCCAUCGCGCAUCUCCUCUCUCAGAACUUGUCCAACUCCUCUUAGCCCAAUCCUUGCUGCCUCCACCUUCUUGGGUUCUCUUCACAUUUUGGCAUGCAAUUCUGCAAAUGGGGCAGUGAUUGAGUCAGAGGCGUCGGUGGCGGAGUUAGGGUUCCACGCGGGGCCCGUGGCAAGCGUGGAUUUGAGGGAUGGUGGGAGUGAGUGUGUUAGUGUUGGGGAGGACGGAAGGGUGAAUUUGGUAAGCAUUGUUGGGAAUUCUUCGAAUCUGAAUUAUAGAAGGGUUUUUGAUGGGAAUGGACUGGUUGGGUACACUGCGGUGAAGUGGGCGUCGCCAACAGAGUUCGUUACUGGUUGCUAUGGAUUUGGCAUUCACUGGUGGGAUCAGAGGAAGCCGGGUGGCCCGGUUACUCAGUUUAAGGGAAAUUGGUCUCAAGGAAAAACUUCUGGCAUUAUACACUCCGUUGACAUUCAUCCAUCAAGGAAGCACACUUGUCUUGCAGGAGGCUCUUCAGGAGUUGCAUUUGCCUGGGAUCUUCGUACACCACAACAGCCCAUUGUUCUUUCUGGCAUCGAGACAGGUGGGGCAGCAAUCCAUUCAUUAUCUGAAAGUGAGGUUUGGGAAGUUCAGUAUGAUUGCUAUGCAAGGUCUUCAAACAUUAGCAACAUCUCAUCUUCAAGGAUCCUACCUGUUAUGAUGUGUUCAGAAGAUGGUAUCCUUGCAGUGGUAGAACAAGGUGAAGAACCUAUUGAGCUUAUGGCAGAACCUUGUGCCGUCAACAGCUUUGACAUUGAUCGGCAGAACCCUUCAGAUGUUAUAUGCAGCUUGGAGUGGGAGUCUAUAGCCAUCUUGGCAAGGCCAUAAUGACAUCAAGAAAAGGAUGUCAGAAUCUUUGAAUCUGUUCAUCCAAGACCUUGUGCUAGGUUAAGGAGAGUUAUCUCCAUCCAGCAAUGUGUUGCCAUGAUUGGAUGGAAGGACAGGCAUUGAUUGAUUUCAGCAAUAGAGGUGAAUUAGCAACCUUUUUUUACCCUCCAGUCUGUAACCUCAGUGUUGUGUGAAAGGAGAAACCCCUGCACUAAAUUUUAGUUAUAUAGUCUUGCGUAGUGAAAAUGGAAGAAGCAGCACCCUUGGAAUGGAUAAUAAAGUAAACUAGAUUCUUGUAAUUCAUUUUUCAUCAAUUUCAUCUCGGUUAAAGUGGCUUCCUAAAAUCUGUAUGUUCUUGGUGAAUUAGAUUUCAUCAGUUUAGGAUUAUUACCAGUUUACAACUUAAAAGAAGAAAGUCUAGUCCAUCUGAUCAUCUGGGGAUGUAACUUGGAUUUCGGUUGGUUGGUCGUUUCUGUUUGGUCUUCAUUCUUUGUAACAGUAUCUGGGUGGUCUUUUGGAUGAAUUCUCAAAUUAGUCUGGAAAUGGGUAUGAACAGGCUGCGUAAAUGAGAUGAGUCUCAGUCUAAUCAACCAAAGCUGCCUUAGCAGUACCAAGUACGGACGGUAAUUUUCCCUUAAUCUGUGUUUUAUUUGGGAUCCCUCUCGGAUUGGGUGUCUUUUUCUCAUAAAUUUUGGGACAACUU
Rubroshorea leprosula is the source of this 1948-nucleotide messenger RNA. Lineage: Eukaryota; Viridiplantae; Streptophyta; Magnoliopsida; Malvales; Dipterocarpaceae. The record is from the annotation of a GenBank genome assembly.